UCUUAUAAUUUUGAAUAAAAUUCAUAACAAUGUCACUAAAGAGCAUUUCCCCUGUUCCAGACAUCAAGAAAAACAACUGUAGUCCUAUCGACAAACGAGAUAGUUCCAAACUAGAGAUACUUAACUUAAUUAGGGUAGAUUCUGAAAGAACUCUAACCGUAAUGAGUUAUAUGGGAAUAGAUCCAGAUGUUGACCUCCAGGUCCUUCACUACAAAGAUUUCAUAUCAUAUGGUCUCACUCCACAAAUAGUGAAAAUGAGAUACCAGGCUUAUGUUGAUAGAAUUGUAGAAACAGUAGAAGAAAUUAUUCACAGGAGAAAUCAGCUUCUUAGCACAGUUGGAAAAUAAAGUUCGAAGAACAAAAUUCACUCCAACUAGCACAGGAGGAUUUAUUCAUCCAAAACUACAAAAAGAAAUUGAAAAAGCGACUAAAUCUCGCCAAAUAGCUAUGAAUAAAAAGACAUUGAAAUCUCAAAGUCCAAAGAGUUGGAAGUCAUCAGCCAAGAUAAAAUCAAGUGGAACCUAUCAAAGCUCAAAUUACCAAAACACUCUUUCAGAGAAGAAAUCUGACCAGGUAAAAACUAUGAGAGAGAAGCAAAACAAAAUUCUUGACAGAGAAUUCGGCCUCCUGGCGAAUAAGGCUAACCUAAAAGAACUAGAAGCGAAGAAAAUCAAGAAAAUUAGGAACAAGAUCAAAGCAAAAGAGGAAAAAUUUAAAGAACAACUUCUUAAGAAUGAAGAUGAAAUCAAAUAUAAAAAUUUUAAGAAGGAAAAGACAAAUAAAAGAAUAAUGGAUAACCAGAAGCAACUAAAGAACUCACAGAUGAUGACGGCUAGGACUAUUUUCCAAAGCUUUAUGUCCCAGCCAAAGAGUGAACCAAAAGCGAUGUCUCCCCGCCCAGCUUCAGUGCAGCAUUUCAAGGAUAGUGACGAUGAAGCUCUUGAAGACUACGAUAAUAAACAUUAUAGAGCAAUGGCUCAUAAAGCUCAGAACUACUUAAGGACUAUCCAAAGAAUAGCAGAUGCUAAUACUGAAAAGGAAGAGAAGGCUAGAAGGAUCAGGGAGCAGAACUCUUUGGAGGAAAAUGAUCUCACAGGAAUAAUCAGCAUGAUAAAGAAGCAAAAAUAGAGCAAGACUCAUUGCCAAAGAUGAACAAUACAAUAAAUAGAACCAAAUGGAGCGAACGUAACUCAAAAGUUUAUAUUAAUGUUCAAGCCAAAAAGAAGCUAUUAGAACAAGAGGAGAGAAUUAGACUAAAUAUGCUUAGGAGACGUCCAAAAACCCAAAUGACAAGGACUGCUAGACCAGUUGAGACAAAAGAAAAUCUCAUGCUUAAAUAA
Messenger RNA from Moneuplotes crassus, 1340 nucleotides. The record is from the annotation of a GenBank genome assembly. Lineage: Eukaryota; Ciliophora; Spirotrichea; Euplotida; Euplotidae.